GACUUAUCUUAAAAUAAGUCAUCAAGAAACGGCUUUUAUUGGAAGUUAUAAAUAUCAUUGCGGUUUAUCAUUCGAAUCCAUUCAAAUUACGCGGUUCGACGACCAAAUGGCUGCUCGCGCGAAUGUGAAUGCGCAGGCGCUAUUACUCAGUCGGUACGUCAGAGAUCCACUGAAUGCUAACCUUUUUUUACCGAAUAUACAAAAGCGUGAAUUCGACAAAUGCAGCUUGUAAACAUCAGUCAUGUCCGAGAAAGAUAGCUUAGAAAAAUUGUUAAUUUACCAGCAAGAUCUUCAAACGGAAGAAGAAUGCUUGAAGAAAAUAAUUUCCAAGCUGAAUGAUCAAGUUCAUGCGCUACAAGUUGAACAGCUUCAUAUUUUGAAUGCUAUUAAUAGAAAUACAAACGCUAAUGCAACCACUAGUCAAUCUUCCUCAAAUGGGAACAUAGCUGAAAUGAAUUUGAAAAAAGAAACGGUUGAUCCUGUGUCACAAGAACUGGAUCUUACGAUACCAAAUUUCCAAAGCAGUGAAGAGGAUGAAGAUGAUUUUGAUGACUAGAUAGUGAAAUUGAAAAGAAUAUUUAUUACAAAUUUUAUAACUAUAAAAAAUAAAUUUUUCCAAGAAAAUUAA
Messenger RNA from Nasonia vitripennis (jewel wasp), 628 nucleotides. RefSeq lists its product as uncharacterized. NCBI's taxonomy places the organism in Eukaryota, Metazoa, Arthropoda, Insecta, Hymenoptera, Pteromalidae. Gene Ontology annotation, cellular component: nucleus. Gene Ontology annotation, biological process: transcription by RNA polymerase II; transcription initiation at RNA polymerase III promoter. The transcript is spliced from 2 exons. Bases 242 to 556 code for a protein of 104 amino acids. The record is from RefSeq and is a predicted model, not a curated record.